AUGGGCUCCUCAAGCAAGGCGUCCGACAACCCCUCCAAAGUCAUCAAGACAGAACCGCUCGACUACAAAGACGCUAAAUGGGCAACCCUCGUCUCCAUUACCUUCAAAGACCCCGAAGGCAAAGAACGCCUCUGGGAAUCCGCUGAGCGUCUCACUCGUCCCAAAGGCUGCGACAUCGAUGCCAUCGGCGUCGCCGCCAUUCUAGACGACCCAUCCAAGCCGGACGAAACACCUCACAUCGUCCUGCAGAAGCAGUGGCGUGCACCGGCAGAUGCAGUCGUGAUUGAGAUUCCAGCUGGUUUGAUGGACCCUGGUGAGAGUGCGGAGGAGUGUGCAAUUCGUGAGUUGAAGGAAGAGACAGGGUAUGUGGGCAGGGUCAUUGAGGGAAGCUUUGGGAUUAGUCCUGUGAUGUUUAACGAUCCCGGCUUCUGCAAUACGAACCUUAGGAUGAUCCAGGUCACGGUCGAUAUGUCCCUCCCAGAGAACCAGAAUCCUCAGCCAAGUCUUGAGCCAGGGGAAUUCAUCGAGACAUUCACUGUCCCGUUGACAGAUCUCUACGAGGAAUGUGUGAAGUUCGAAAAAGAAGGCUAUGUGCUGGAUGCGAGGGUUGGCACGCUGGCACAGGGUGUCGAAUUUGCGAAGAGGUGGAAGUUGACAUGAGCGAGAUGUCAACGAGAGGGUGAG
Messenger RNA from Macroventuria anomochaeta, 684 nucleotides. RefSeq lists its product as uncharacterized. Gene Ontology annotation, molecular function: ADP-ribose diphosphatase activity. The transcript is spliced from 4 exons. Gene Ontology annotation, biological process: nucleoside phosphate metabolic process; ribose phosphate metabolic process. Gene Ontology annotation, cellular component: nucleus; cytosol. The record is from RefSeq and is a predicted model, not a curated record. NCBI's taxonomy places the organism in Eukaryota, Fungi, Ascomycota, Dothideomycetes, Pleosporales, Didymellaceae. Bases 1 to 660 code for a protein of 219 amino acids.